CAUAAUAUGCAAAGAAUUUCAGUGUAACGGUUUAUAAGAUAUAUAUAAACAUAGACAAAAUUAAGGUUUAAAAUAAUAUAUACUUUGCUGCUGUUGUUGAUCAUGGGGCGUUGGGUUAGACCAGAGGUUUAUCCAUUAAUGGCUGCAAUGACCUUCGUCACAAGCAUGUGCGUAUUUCAGCUUACGAGGAAUGUGUUUAUGAACCCUGAUGUCAGGGUGAAUAAAGCUAAUAGAAGCAUGGGAGUACUGGAUAACAAAGACGAAGGAGAGAAAUAUGCAGAGCAUAGUCUGAGGAGGUUCCUUCGAACAAGGCCCCCAGAAGUCAUGCCCACCAUCAAUCACUUCUUCUCCCAAGACAAACACUAAUCAAUAUUGAUAAUUUUAUUACUCUCUCUCAAAUUAUUAAGAAUUUAUGUGUUUCAAAUACUUUUAGAAUAUAUAAGUUGUUUAUAGUUUUGCUAAUUCGUUUUUUUUAUUAGCUGUUUUCCAUGUUGUUCCAGUUUUCUUUCAUUAAUUAUAUUUCUGAAAUUAUGGUAAUAUUAAAAUAUGUGUUUUCUAUUAAGUUAUUUUUAAUAUUUAAUAAUAUGAUGUAAAUAAGAAGAGAUUAAAAUUAUGUAUAUUUCUUCGUAUAAUAUAUAGGUAAUACAGCCUAAAAAUUUUAAUGGCGCCAGGCACGAUAACAUUACCAGGGAUUAUCUAUCCUUUAAGACUGAUUACA
Molecule: messenger RNA, 718 nt
Organism: Cannabis sativa
Lineage: Eukaryota; Viridiplantae; Streptophyta; Magnoliopsida; Rosales; Cannabaceae
Exons: 3
Coding region: 103-366 (87 amino acids)
Source: RefSeq, a predicted model, not a curated record